UUUGUAUUCUGUUGUUCACAGAGUGAUCACAAUGGGGAAAGGCUGCAUGAAGGCAAUCAAGUACUUCCUGUUCCUCUUCAAUGUCCUCUUCUUCCUGUUUGGCGCCCUCAUCAUGGGGUUCGGACUGUGGGUCCUUCUGGACAAGGAGAGCUUCAUGGUCAUCCUGCAAGAGUCCUCCACAGUGCUGAAGAUAGCUUCCUACAUCCUGAUAGGUGUCGGUGGUCUCUCCAUGUUGAUGGGCUUCCUGGGUUGCCUGGGGGCUAUCUAUGAGAUCCGCUGUCUGCUGGGCCUGUACUUCACCUGCCUGCUGCUGAUUCUGAUUGGUCAGGUGGCAGCCGGUGUACUCAUCUACUUCCAGAAGGACCUGCUAAAUAAGGAGAUGUCCAACAUCGUGACCCAGAUCCUGAGCAACUACCCUGGGAAGAACAGCACCACCGAGCAGGCCUGGGAUUACAUACAGAGGACGAUGGAGUGUUGUGGAUGGAGUGGUCAUAUGGACUGGCAUGGUAAUGCUGUCAUAGUGAACAGUUCCCAGCUGUUGUUCCCGUGUUCCUGUCAGAACGUGUCUCUGGUUGAGGGUAACUCCCCCUCCGACAGUGGUUUCUGUGAGGCACAGUCACUUGAUUGGCCCAUCUACAACAGGGGCUGUAACUCCAGUGUAGAGAGCUGGCUGUUUGCCAACGUUGGAGUGAUCCUGGGUGUCUGCCUGGGAGUGGCUGUCAUCGAGCUCCUGGGUAUGAUCCUGUCCAUAGGGCUGUGUAAGAGCAUACACACUGAGGAUUACACCAAAGUGCCAAAGUACUGAAGAUGAUGACGGGGACGCUAUGACACACACACACACACACACACACACACAGUACGGUGCAGAUGUUUAUUUGAUUUCAUUUUUUUUGUUGAAUUUCUUUUUUGUUUGUAUUUUUUGGGGGGGAGGCACAUGUCUUUUCUCUCAGUCCAGUUUCCAUCUGAGCACUUUAGAGACUGUAGUUAUGGAUUAGAGAGGAAGACGAGAGCAGACCGGGUCACAGAGA
This is a messenger RNA of Oncorhynchus tshawytscha (Chinook salmon), 1028 nucleotides long. RefSeq names its product CD82 antigen-like. Lineage: Eukaryota; Metazoa; Chordata; Actinopteri; Salmoniformes; Salmonidae. Gene Ontology annotation, cellular component: membrane. The coding region runs from base 32 to 805 and encodes 257 amino acids. The record is from RefSeq and is a predicted model, not a curated record. The transcript is spliced from 8 exons.